Melanotaenia boesemani (Boeseman's rainbowfish) is the source of this 3349-nucleotide messenger RNA. Its product is annotated as ATP-dependent 6-phosphofructokinase, platelet type-like. The transcript has 22 exons. Gene Ontology annotation, biological process: canonical glycolysis; fructose 1,6-bisphosphate metabolic process; fructose 6-phosphate metabolic process. Bases 110 to 2491 code for a protein of 793 amino acids. Gene Ontology annotation, molecular function: monosaccharide binding; 6-phosphofructokinase activity; fructose-6-phosphate binding. Gene Ontology annotation, cellular component: 6-phosphofructokinase complex; cytoplasm; membrane. NCBI's taxonomy places the organism in Eukaryota, Metazoa, Chordata, Actinopteri, Atheriniformes, Melanotaeniidae. The record is from RefSeq and is a predicted model, not a curated record.
UCCCCCCUCCCCUGUCUCAAAUAUCCACAGUGUUAUCCCACGCCGCAGGUCGGCAAGCAAAAUAGUUCAUUUUAAUUCUACUAACAGGUGUCAGAGACCCGGGACAGAGAUGGCUGGCACGACGGGACCGAAGCGGCAGGACACCCGGAAAUUUUUCGAGAAUCUUUCUGGCGCUGGUAAAUCUAUUGCGGUGUUGACCAGCGGAGGAGAUGCUCAAGGUAUGAAUGCAGCUGUCCGGGCUGUCGUCCGAAUGGGCAUCUAUGUGGGCGCUAAAGUCUACUUCAUCCAUGAGGGGUACCAGGGUAUGGUGGAUGGUGGUGAUAACAUCAAGGAGGCAUCGUGGGAAAGUGUCUCCAGCAUGCUACAAGUGGGUGGAACAGUCAUUGGCAGCGCCCGCUGUAAAGAGUUUCGGACCCAUGAGGGACGUUUGAAAGCUGCUCACAACCUUGUGCAGCACAGCAUCACCAACCUGUGCGUGAUUGGUGGAGAUGGCAGCCUGACUGGAGCCAACCUAUUCAGGGAAGAGUGGAGCGGGCUGUUGAAUGAGCUCCUUGAGCAAGGUCUCAUUGACGAGGAGGCAGCUCGCAGUAACUCUGAGCUCCACAUUGUCGGCAUGGUCGGCUCAAUCGACAAUGACUUCUGUGGCACAGACAUGACCAUUGGCACCGAUUCAGCCCUGCAUCGGAUCAUUGAGGUGGUGGACGCCAUCAUGACCACUGCUCAGAGCCACCAGAGGACGUUUGUGCUGGAGGUCAUGGGCAGGCACUGCGGGUACCUGGCUCUGGUCAGUGCCCUGGCAUGUGGAGCAGACUGGGUUUUUAUCCCAGAAAUGCCUCCUGAAGAUGGCUGGGAAGACACCAUGUGCCAGAAACUGUCAGAGAGUCGAUCUCGAGGUUCCAGAUUGAACAUUAUCAUAGUUGCUGAAGGAGCCAUUGACCGAAACGGACGACACAUUUCUUCUGAUUUUGUAAAGGAUCUGGUAGUGCGCUGCCUGGGUUUUGACACCAGGGUCACCAUUUUGGGCCAUGUGCAGAGAGGUGGAACCCCCUCUGCCUUUGACAGGAUCCUAGCUAGUCGUAUGGGCGUGGAGGCAGUGCUGGCAUUACUGGAGGCGUCAGCCAACACCCCAGCCUGUGUCGUGUCUCUAGUUGGCAACCAGGCUGUUCGACUUCCACUUAUGGAGUGUGUUCAGAUGACCCAGGAGGUACAAAAGGCCAUGGAUGAGAAGAAAUUUGAUGAGGCAGUCCGACUUCGUGGCAGGAGCUUUGAGAACAAUCUGACCACCUACAGACUGCUCUCCUACCGCAAAGCAGAUUCCGAACUACCAAAUAGUACCUUUAACGUGGCGGUGAUGAACGUCGGUGCUCCGGCUGCAGGCAUGAAUGCGGCCGUACGUUCUGCCGUGAGGGUGGGAAUCACCGAAGGCCACAAAAUGUUUGCUGUCAACGACGGCUUCGAGGGAUUCUACAAAGGGCAGAUCAAAGAGAUCAAAUGGGGAGAUGUUGGUGGCUGGACCGGUCAGGGAGGGUCUCUGCUGGGGACAAAAAGGACUCUUCCAGGAAAACAUCUGGAUAAGAUUGCAGAGCAGAUAAGGAUCCACAACAUCAACGCUCUGCUCGUAAUAGGAGGAUUUGAGGCCUUUGAGUCCCUGCUGCAGCUGUACGAGGCCCGGGCCAACUAUGAGGAGUUUUGCAUCCCGAUGUGCAUGCUGCCUGCCACCAUUAGUAACAAUGUGCCCGGCACCGACCACAGUAUCGGAGCCGACACGUCACUCAACGCCAUCGUGGAGACAUGUGACCGUAUCAAGCAGUCAGCCAGUGGGACCAAGCGGCGGGUCUUCAUCAUCGAGACCAUGGGGGGCUACUGCGGCUACCUGGCCACCGUGGGCGGUCUGGCUGCAGGUGCCGACACCGUCUACAUCUACGAGGAGCCGUUUGACAUCCGAGACCUGCAGGCUAACGUUGAGCAUCUGACGCAGAAGAUGAAGACCAGCAUCCAGAGAGGCUUGGUGCUCCGAAAUGAGAACUGCAAUGAGAACUUCACCACUGACUUCAUCUACCAGCUGUACUCUGAGGAGGGCCGAGGUGUGUUCGACUGCAGGAAGAACAUCCUGGGUCACAUGCAGCAGGGAGGCGCUCCGUCUCCUUUUGAUAGAAACUUUGGCACCAAAGUUGCAGCUAAAGCCAUCCAGUGGAUCACACGGACGCUCAAGGAGUCCUACAAAGGAGGAAGAGUGUUUGCCAACUCCGAGGAGACCGCGUGCCUGUUGGGGAUGCGUCGCAGAGCUAUGGUCUUUCAGCCUGUGUCACAGCUUCGUGAGGAAACUGACUUUGUCCACAGGAUCCCGAAGGAACAGUGGUGGCUGAAACUCCGUCCUCUGAUGAAAAUCCUAGCCAAGUACAAGACGAGCUACGACGUUUCUGACUCCGGCCAGCUGGAACACGUUAGCAGGAUCCGACCCAAAGAGAACGAUGCCUCUGCUGCAAUCUGAACCACUGCACUGCCUCCAGCAGGAGAGCUUCACCGUCACAAGAAACAGGCUUCACAAAUCGGUGACAGAUGCACCCACAAUGACUGAUUGUCUGCUGAUUGACUGCAAAUAAGUUAAAGGUAGAUUUUAAAAGAUAGUAGGUAUAUAUAAAAAUGAUAUAUUUGGUUUGUGGUAUUUCAGAGGGUACACACUAUAAUUUAGCUUUGAUAAAAUUUGAUGGUGGUCAUUUGGAAAGAGCUCUAUGCUAACAUAGUAUUUUCUAGAUCCCCAAAGUUAUAUCUCAGUAUAUAUGCACUAAACAUAAUGUACCUUAUUUUAGUUCUAGUCCCCCCAAAAACGUAGCUAAAUAUAACUAUUUUUAAAAAACGAAAGACUCAACGCUGAGCAAACAUCUGUGUUGCGUGAGCACAGCACUGCUAAGGUGGUGAUGUGUUUAAAGUCUAGCUUUUAUCGUGUUUUCUACCGCACUUUGAGCCCCAUAGUUAUUGUCAUUUCCUAAAGCUGCUUAUAAAUAGGGAAUCUAUGCCAGGAGGAUCACAAGCUGUCUCCAGACUGUCCACAUCUCCAUUGUAAAAUUCUGAAAACCUGAAAGAAUACGUGUAGCGAGGCUUCAGGAUGAGCUGGUCAUGUGUGUACUGUAUAUUGCUGUCUGUAUGUGUGUGUUGUGUUGUUGCCUUUGCUGAUGUCUCCACCCUGGGCUUUCUACGUGGCACCUUAUAGUGUUUUUUGUGAUUAGGGUCCUGCUGAGUGUUGCUGUAGCUGGGCAGUAAAGUGGAAAAUGUCUGAAACUGCACAGUGUUAACGUAACGUGAUGUGAGUGUUCUGUCACAGAGUAAAUAAAGCAUUUAUUGUGUGGAA